CAAAAAGCAAUAUAUGUAAGGCUAAUUGGAAGGAAAGGGUGCCGCUACUCCUCUUCGUCGGCUUCAUACUCACUCGUAGGCGCAUCAAAUCUGCCCUUAGGAGCGAGAGAACCCUAGUAGCGAGAAGUUUAAAGGCGACGUCUUUCAAUCCGUUUCGAUCGUUCGCGACAAAUGAGGGAGGAUUCGUUGUCUAUGGCCUUACUCUUUUCUGGCAACAAUGAUGCAGUGAUCCAAACUAUCUGAUGGUGAUAUCAAUGCUCAAAUAUUCUUGGUAGAGGUAUGAUCUAAUUGGAUUGUUCUUCUAUUCUGGUUGUGUUGAUUUUGUUCUAUGGCGGUUCUUUCUAGGGCACUGGUGCUCCGGGAUGUUUUGUCUCUCUCGAUGUGGGGAAUUAUGUUGGUGUCUCUCCUAACCUUAUCUGGUCAGGAAUUUCUGUCUACCUUUUUAGAGUGCGUAGACACUAAUAGAGCUUGUUCUCCUUCAGAACGACCUUCGUGUCAUGAAGAGUUUUAUGGAAAGACUUUAUUUCAAUUUUAUGUUUCCAUUAGUAGUACUUGUUUUUAUUUUAGUGUGAGUAGUUUUGCUUUGAAACUUUGGACUUCUGGUGUUCGUUUGAUAAACAGUAUUUCAGUCCCAGUUCUUUCAGGCUUUAAAUUGCAUGUUUCGUGUCUAACGAAUCAGGUUGAUUUGUAUGAUGUGGUUGAUUCUAUGUCUAUUCAUAGAGCUCACUAUUGAAUCUGUCAUAACUGUAUGAUAUUAUCUUGUAUAUUUUCUCGAUUUUAAUAUAAAAAUUGGUCCUAUAUAUUGAAAA
Cuscuta epithymum is the source of this 809-nucleotide messenger RNA. The record is from the annotation of a GenBank genome assembly. Lineage: Eukaryota; Viridiplantae; Streptophyta; Magnoliopsida; Solanales; Convolvulaceae.